Rhinopithecus roxellana (golden snub-nosed monkey) is the source of this 1769-nucleotide messenger RNA. Its product is annotated as olfactory receptor 2D3. NCBI's taxonomy places the organism in Eukaryota, Metazoa, Chordata, Mammalia, Primates, Cercopithecidae. The transcript has a single exon. Gene Ontology annotation, molecular function: olfactory receptor activity; G protein-coupled receptor activity. Gene Ontology annotation, cellular component: membrane. Gene Ontology annotation, biological process: G protein-coupled receptor signaling pathway. The record is from RefSeq and is a predicted model, not a curated record.
GUGGUAUUUUAAAUAGUUAGUGGUAGAGUUUUCCGCAUAAGGAUAGUCCUAACAGUAUAUACAGUCAUUUCCUAACAGUAUAUUUAUAGCCAGUUAGAAAAUCCACAUGAACUCUAACAUCCUUACAUCAGAACUAGCCAAGAGGGCUUUAACAGUAUUAUACUUUAUUUAGAAGCAGUACUGUGGAGAGAGGAUUUGGAAAAUAACUAACUUGGUUUAAAUUGCAACCAAUUAAUAAUAAUAAAUAUAUGCAUUUAUUGUUAAUCAGAACAAGCUGGAUAGCAAAGAGCUAGAAAUACUCAACUAGGUGUCAGUUUUAACAUGACCCUCUUCUACAAGAUUUGAUGUCAUAGACCCAACAAAAAUGUGUUCUUUCUUUUUGUGCCAAACAGGUAAACAGGCAAAAGUAUCAAUGGGAGAAGAACACCAAACCUUUGUGUCCAAGUUUAUCUUCCUGGGCCUUUCACAGGACUUGUAGACCCAGAUCCUGCUAUUUAUCCUUUUCUUCAUCAUUCAUCUGCUGACUGUGCUUGGAAAUCUGCUCAUCAUCAUUCUCAUCUUCCUGGAUUCUCGCCUUCACACUCCCGUGUAUUUUUUUCUUAUAAAUCUCUCCUUUGCAGAUCUCUGUUUCUCUACUAGCAUUGUCCCUCAAGUGUUGGUUCACUUCCUGGUAAAGAGGAAAACCAUUUCUUUUUAUGGGUGUAUGACACAGAUAAUUGUCUUUCUUCUGGUUGGGUGUAGAAAGUGUGUGCUGCUGGCUGUGAUGUCCUAUGACCGGUAUGUGGCUGUCUGCAAGCCCUUGCGCUACUCCACCAUCAUGACCCAACGGGUGUGUCUCUGGCUGUCCUUCCGGUCCUGGGCCAGUGGGGCACUAGCGUCUUUAGUAGAUACCAGCUUUACUUUCCAUCUUCCCUACUGGGGACAGAAUAUAAUCAAUCACUACUUUUGCGAACCUCCCGUCCUCCUGAAGCUGGCUUCCGCAGACACUUACAACACAGCAAUGGCCAUCUUUUCAAUGAGCGUAGUAAUUCUCAUGGCCCCUGUCUCCCUGAUUCUUGUUUCUCAUUGGAAUAUUAUCUCCACUGUUAUCCAGAUGCAGUCUGGGGAAGGAAGGCUGAAGGCUUUUUCCACCGGUGGCUCCCAUCUUAUUGUUGUUGUCCUCUUCUAUAAGUCAGGAAUAUUCACCUACAUGCGACCAAACUCCAAGACUACAAAAGAAUGGGAUAAAAUGAUAUCUGUGUUCUAUACAGUGGUGACUCCAAUGUUGAACCCCAUAAUUUAUAGACUGAGGAACAAAGAUGUUAAAGGGGUUCUCAGGAAACUAGCUGAGAGAAAGUCCUUCUCUCAUAGGCAUAGACCUCUGAGUCUGACUUUUAGAGCUAUGGUAACAUCCUUUAAAAAGGAGCAAGAUUUUAGUAGGCAAUUAUGAAUUAGGUUAUUUCAGGAAGAAGUAUGAAAAUGAACAUGUUCUAAAAACUGUGAAUACUACAAUAUAAACAAGAACAUAGGAAAAAAAUAAAAGCAUGAAAAGUUAGGUCAUUUCCUGAUUGUAAAAGGUGUUGGGUGCUACUGUGAGGAGUUUGUAGUUAAUUCAGCGGCCAUGGGCAUGUUUUAAGCACAGUCACAAUUGAAUCUAGGAGGUUUCAACCAGAUUAUUCUGAAAUAACAGCUAAUACAAAUUCCAAGCAUAAGUCUAACAUCAAAGACAUCUCAAGUUUGUAUGUCUUCAGCAUACAAACCUUAGAAUAGGCUCUGAUUAAAACAAUUAA